CCUGAGCGAUUCGGAUCCGGGUGAAGCUGAGCCUCUUGCUCUCUCUGACUGGUGCGGCUGCCGCGCUGUCCGCGUUAUCUCCUCCCGGUGAGACCGAACUGCAGUGUCCACCGGUGAGGAGCCAUCCCUGUCCAGGGCAAAGAAAGACGAGGAGGAGACCAGGGAGCGGGCGGUGGCCGGGCUGCGCCGGUGCGGGCUGGCGACUCUGCUCCUCCGCUUGCUGCUGUCUCUGGGAACUGGGUGCCGGCGCUGAGAGGCUUCCAGCGGACAACGACCCUCUUCCCCGGCUCCCCUGCCCACCCUGCCGGGGAGGGCAGAAGAUGCCGGUGAAGAAGAAGAGAAAAUCCCCUGGGGUGGCAGCAGCAGUAGCGGAAGACGGAGGCCUCAAAAAGUGUAAAAUCUCCAGCUAUUGCAGAUCCCAACCCCCUGCUAGACUAAUAAGUGGAGAGGAACAUUUUUCAAGCAAGAAGUGCCUGGCUUGGUUUUAUGAGUAUGCAGGUAAUGAAAUUUAUAUGCAAGCAACAAAUUUGUGUGACUGCACAGAAAAGUUACAGAACAAAUUUGACUUUUUGCGCUCACAGUUGAAUGAUAUUUCAUCGUUUAAAAAUAUCUACAGAUAUGCCUUUGAUUUUGCAAGGGAUAAAGAUCAAAGAAGCCUUGAUAUUGAUACUGCUAAAUCUAUGUUAGCUCUUCUGCUUGGGAGGACAUGGCCACUGUUUUCAGUAUUUUACCAGUACCUGGAGCAAUCGAAGUAUCGUGUUAUGAACAAAGAUCAGUGGUACAAUGUAUUAGAAUUUAGCAGAACAGUUCAUGCCGAUCUUAGUAACUACGAUGAAGAUGGUGCUUGGCCUGUUCUUCUUGAUGAAUUUGUUGAGUGGCAAAAAGUCCGUCAAACAUCAUAGCAAGAACUAUUGUGAAGAAAGUGCAAACCUUUUGAUUCCCAUGUGUGUACAAGCUAAUGAGAUGAGGGAGAAAAAUCUAAAGGGUGCAUUUUCAUUCAUAUGAAAGACUUCUCAUAGUACUUUUUUUCCUUUUUUUAAAGGAGGUUUUCUUGUUACAUGUGAUGGGCAUUGAGCCACACCUCUUCUUAGACUGAAUAUUGAAGUUUUUUGUUUCUAGUUAUGUUUAUAACAUUUAUUUCAGAACAAUAAAGAUUCAGAUUUGUGACAAAGGCCUUAAAGUGAAGAU
Messenger RNA from Propithecus coquereli (Coquerel's sifaka), 1188 nucleotides. RefSeq names its product DCN1, defective in cullin neddylation 1, domain containing 5 (gene DCUN1D5). Bases 321 to 902 code for a protein of 193 amino acids. Lineage: Eukaryota; Metazoa; Chordata; Mammalia; Primates; Indriidae. Gene Ontology annotation, biological process: protein neddylation; positive regulation of ubiquitin-protein transferase activity. The transcript has 7 exons. Gene Ontology annotation, molecular function: cullin family protein binding; ubiquitin-like protein binding; ubiquitin conjugating enzyme binding. The record is from RefSeq and is a predicted model, not a curated record. Gene Ontology annotation, cellular component: ubiquitin ligase complex.